CGCUAUAAGUCGCGGGCAAGAGCCAAGAGGAGCCCGCUGCUAUUCUUCGAUCCCUCUCUCUCUCUCUCGUUCGCGGACGAACCCCUUCUCUCGAUUCGGUUCGGCGGUAAGGGGAAUGGCUUCGAGGGAGAUCGCUCGCCCUAAUGUUCCAUCUUUCGACCAGACCGAGAUCAACUGGGACAAGCUCGACAAAACCAAGUUAUUUGUUGUGGGAGCUGGAAUUUUUAGUGGUGUUACUGUAGCUCUAUAUCCGCUUUCUGUCAUAAAGACCAGGAUGCAGGUUGCUUCAAGUGAUGUUGUACAGAAGAAUGCAUUUUCGGCUUUCAGAAAUAUGCUCAAGGUUGAUGGCAUACCUGGUCUUUAUAGGGGCUUUGGCACAGUUAUUACCGGAGCUGUUCCUGCCAGGAUCAUUUUCCUGACAUCUUUGGAAAUGACAAAAGUGGCUUCACUAAACCUGGUGGAACCCUUUAAGCUCUCUGAACCAGUUCAAGCUGCCCUAGCAAAUGGCAUUGCUGGCAUGUCAGCAUCUCUGUGCUCCCAAGCUGUUUUUGUUCCUAUUGACGUGGUUAGCCAAAAGUUGAUGGUUCAAGGAUACUCUGGUUUCGCGAAGUAUAAUGGUGGAUUUGAUGUGGCUCAUAAAAUUAUCAAGUCUGAUGGGAUCCGUGGACUGUACAGAGGAUUUGGUCUGUCUGUCAUGACAUAUUCUCCUUCUAGUGCUGUAUGGUGGGCAAGUUAUGGUUCCAGCCAACGUGUCAUCUGGAAGCUCCUAGGUCAUGGCAAUGACAAGGAAAAUGUUCCUAGCCAGUCAAAGAUAGUUUGUGUUCAAGCAACUGGUGGUAUCAUUGCAGGUGCUGUGGCAUCUUGUGUCACAACUCCUCUAGACACAAUAAAGACACGAUUGCAGGUUAUGGACAAUAUGCAGAAACAAAAUGUAAGACAAGUAGUAAAAAGAUUGAUUGCUGAAGAUGGAUGGAAAGGCUUUUAUAGAGGACUAGGACCAAGGUUUUUCAGCAUGUCAGCAUGGGGAACCACGAUGAUCGUAGCAUAUGAAUAUCUGAAAAGGCUUUGUGCUGUAAGCGAAGAGAUUUGAUUGCCACCAUCGUUGGGAAUCGGCAAGUUGCAUCAUAACAUGUUGCAGAAAGGAAGUGUUCAUCUUUGUGGCCGAGACACACACGGGAGAAUCCAAAUCUGCUGUGAGUUUUGUCCCCAUUAAAUGUCUUUAGCAGCAACGGCAAGACAUCAUUCAAGAUCCCUUUUAUACGGCAAUAAAUAGUGUUUGGGAGCGCCCAGUUCAGCACUUUGACUGUUCUACCAACAAUCACACACUUUUUCCCCAGGAAAUUUUUUAUCAACUUUUCCUGGAGAUGUCAUUUGAUUCUUUCUACAAUCAAUGUGAUUCUUUUCCUGCAAAGCUUUUAUCAUCAGAAGUGGGUGUAACGGACAGUCAGUCUUUUUCUGUAAAACAACACGAGAAUGGAUACUCCCUAACAUGUCUCUCAGUUUUGCUA
Molecule: messenger RNA, 1508 nt
Organism: Musa acuminata AAA Group (dessert banana)
Lineage: Eukaryota; Viridiplantae; Streptophyta; Magnoliopsida; Zingiberales; Musaceae
Exons: 6
Coding region: 116-1090 (324 amino acids)
Biological process (GO): transmembrane transport
Source: RefSeq, a predicted model, not a curated record